This is a messenger RNA of Penicillium daleae, 1674 nucleotides long. Its product is annotated as S10 family peptidase. The transcript has 8 exons. The record is from RefSeq and is a predicted model, not a curated record. Gene Ontology annotation, molecular function: serine-type carboxypeptidase activity. The coding region runs from base 1 to 1674 and encodes 557 amino acids. Gene Ontology annotation, cellular component: fungal-type vacuole. Gene Ontology annotation, biological process: proteolysis. Lineage: Eukaryota; Fungi; Ascomycota; Eurotiomycetes; Eurotiales; Aspergillaceae.
AUGCGUGUCCACGCUCUACUUCCAUUGGCGCUGCCGCUCGUAGCAGCAGCGUCUGUGCCUCUUGGUACUGAGUUCGCUCGUCGCCAGCUUCCUAACGAACCUACUGGUGUCAAGACCAUCAAGACUGCCAAUAAUGUCACCAUUCGGUACAAGGAGCCGGGCAAACACGGUGUCUGCGAAACCACUCCGGGUGUUAAGUCAUAUGCCGGUUAUGUUGACUUGGCUCCGGAUGCGCAUACCUUCUUCUGGUUCUUCGAGGCACGCCAUGACCCAGAGAAUGCACCAAUUACCUUGUGGCUGAACGGUGGUCCUGGUAGUGACUCAUUGAUCGGAUUGUUUGAGGAGUUGGGACCUUGCAGUGUCAACGAGAAGAAUGAGACCGUGAUCAACCCUCACUCUUUCAAUGAGGUCUCGAACAUGCUUUUCAUCUCCCAGCCUCUGGGUACUGGUUUCUCAUACGCCGAAAAAGAAGCUGGCUCUCUUAACCCAUUUACCGGAGUGUUCGAGGACGCGUCCUUUGCGGGUGUCCAGGGCCGCUACCCUGUCAUCAAUGCAACUAUGAUCGACACCACCAAUCUUGCUGCUGAGGCUACCUGGGAAGUUCUGCAGGGAUUCCUUGGUGGGCUGCACAAGCUAGACCCCAAGAUCAAGUCCCGGAGCUUUAACCUCUGGACAGAGAGUUAUGGAGGACAUUACGGCCCCGCUUUCUACGACCACUUCAUGAAAGAGAAUGACAAGAUUGCCAACGGUACCACCAAGGGCAUUCAACUGGACUUCAAUACUCUGGGAAUUAUAAACGGAAUCAUCGACGAGUCCAUCCAGGCUCCUCACUACCCCGAAUUUGCCCGCCACAACACGUACGGCAUUGAGGCGGUCAACGAGACUGUCUACAACUACAUGAAGUUUGCAAACUCUAUGCCCAACGGUUGCCAGGAUCAAAUUUCCUACUGCAAGACAACUAACCGCACAUCGUUGUCUGACUUGGCAAUCUGUACCGAAGCCGCCAACAUGUGCCGUGACAACGUUGAGAGCCCAUACUACGUCUUCAGCGGUCGCGGUACUUAUGACAUCCGCCACCCAUCCCAAGACCCCACCCCUCCCAGCUACUACAUCAACUACCUCGCCAAAGACGAAGUCAUGAAUGCCCUCGGCGUCGACCUCAACUACACCCAAUCCAACGCCGAAGUCUACUACGCCUUCCAGCAAACAGGUGACUUCGUCUGGCCCAACUUCAUCGAAGACCUCGAAGAUAUCCUCACUCGGCCAGUUCGCGUUGCUCUCAUCUACGGUGACGCAGAUUAUAUUUGCAAUUGGUUCGGCGGCCAAGCCAUCUCUCUCGCAACCAACUUCACGCACAGCAAGGAAUUCCGAGCCGCGGGAUACGCUCCCUUCACUGUGGAUGGCGUCGAGUAUGGCGAAACUCGUGAGUAUGGUAACUUCUCAUUCACCCGUGUUUACGAGGCUGGUCACGAAGUCCCGUAUUAUCAGCCCGUUGCCGCGCUCCAGCUCUUCAAUCGUACGCUGAAUGGAUGGGAAUUGCCGACUGGUGAGAAGAAGUUGACCCCAGACUUUGGCUCGGAUGGUCCUGCCACCGCGACGCAUACCGAGUCAUCGGUGGCUUUGCCUACUUCGGCUCCUACCUCAGGACUUUCUGUUGGAAAGAAGGGAUUCUAA